UUGUCUCUUUCUCUGUCCGACAAUUACCAGAUUAUUACAGAAGAACCUUCAAACACCCACUGUCGGUACACACGCAAAAGAGAAACAACCAAGAACAAUAAACCCCUUCAAUCUCCCUUAUUAGAUCUACACAAAAAACCAUUUUUUGUGCAGAUCCAAAAAUCUUUUCUUUUUUGCUCACACGAAAAAAAAAACCAAGAAAAAAAUGGAUUCUUCAGAGCAACGUCGUAAGAGAAAAAGGAUUUUCAGACCAUCUUCACCAACAGUUUUUCUUCCUUAUUCUCUUAAAUAUUUCUUCUCUGUAAGGUCUUUAGUUUUAUGCUUUAGUUUCUUGAUUUUUAUUUUUCUUCUUUCUUAUCAGAUUCCUUUUGGUUCUUCUGUUUUUAGACCUGUUUUAGUUGUUUCAAGCUUAUCUUUAUUGUCUUCUUCUUCUGACUUAUCUUCUAGUUCUGCUUCAUUUCAAGAUUUUGGUAGUUUCUUAUUGCCUUUACAAAUUGAGGGUCGAGUUUUGUUUCCUGAUCAUGUUUUGCUGUUGAUAAAAAAGAAUACUUUACUUGGUAAAAAUACAGAAUUGGAGUGUGUUUAUGCUAGAAAUACAAGUGAUAUUGUUGUAAAGGAGAAAGCUUUUUCAAUGGAUGAUUAUGGUGAUGAAAAUGGGAUGAUUGUUAGAUGUCCACUUCCUCCAGCUAAUUAUUCAGCUGUAGUGAAUUUGAUGAAGUUUAAGGGAAAUGGUGUUGUGGAUAUGGAAGCUGAAAAUGGGAUAUGGAAAAGUAAUCAGACAGAUAAUUCUUGGGAAAAUGUUGCUUAUGCUGCUAUGUUGGAUGGUAAUACAGCAGUGGUGUUUGUGAAGGGAUUGAAUUUGAGGCCUCAAAGAGAAUCCGAUCCGAGUCAAUUUAGUUGUCAUUUCGGGUUGGGAAGUUUGGAAAAAGAUGGAAGGUUUGCACUUAGGACAAAUGCUAUUAGUGCUGCUCAAGAGGUUGUUAGGUGUUCAUUGCCAUUGAGUAUUAGGAAGAGCCCCGAGAAGGCUCGUGGUAUACGAAUAACGAUUGGUAUGUUGCCUCAUAUUCAUGCUAAAGCUCAUGAACAUGUACUUUUGCCCUCAGUAGCCAAGAUUUCUGACCUGAAAUCUGAGGGAAUUAGGAAGAAUAUUGGAAAUGUAAAGUAUGAUCUUUGUGUGUGUACAAUGGUGUGGAACCAAGCCUCAGCGCUUCGCGAAUGGAUCACGUAUCAUUCUUGGCUUGGAGUUGAAAGGUGGUUUAUUUAUGACAAUAAUAGUGAUGACACAAUCAAAGAUGUGAUUGAAGAUCUUGAGACAGAGAAUUACAACGUCACACGACACGUUUGGCCGUGGAUCAAGACUCAAGAAGCAGGUUUUUCGCAUUGUGCUCUUAGAGCAAAGCAAGAAUGCAAUUGGGUAUCGUUUAUGGAUGUGGAUGAAUAUUUCUACUUUCCAUAUUCUACACCGGGACACCAAAGUUUUAGAAGCAUGGGUUAUGCAGGAAAGGACUCACUUCGAUCCCUCGUGGCAAAUUUAUCAUCAUCAUCACCAACAAUAGCAGAGAUCAGAACAACUUGCCAUAGCUUUGGACCAUCUGGUUUGAAUUCAGCACCCUCACAAGGUAUCACUGUUGGAUAUACAUGUCGGCUUAAGAGUCCCGAGAGACACAAAUCAAUCAUACGCCCUGACGCUUUGGACACCACUCUCCUCAAUGUGGUGCAUCAUUUCUACUUGAGGAAAGGAUUUAGGUACUUGAAUUUGCCACAAAGCACUGCAGUGAUAAACCAUUAUAAAUACCAAGUGUGGGAAGUUUUCAGGGCGAAGUUUUUCAGGCGAGUGGCUACGUAUGUUGCUGAUUGGCAGAAGAAUCAAAAUGAAGGAUCAAGGGAUAGAGCACCUGGUUUAGGGACUGAGGCUAUUGAGCCACCAAAUUGGCCAUUACAAUUCUGUGAAGUUUGGGAUACCGGCCUUCGGGACUUUGUUUUGUCAAACUUUGCUGAUCUAAUAACUGGUUUGUUGCCUUGGGAGAAGUCUUCAUUCUAAUCACUGAAUUCCAUUGUUAUCCCUUGGCUUAUCCAAGUAACGUAUAUCCAUUCCUCCUUCGAUGACUGCCAGUAGAGAAAGCUAGGGAGCUCGAGGGGCGGAUGCCCUAUAUGUAAAAAAGAUGAUCACCAAAAAAUUCAAUUCUUUCUUCAUUCCAGGGCUAUUGUAUCUGAUUUCCUUUAGCUUUUGUAGACAGGAGAUAUUUAAACAAUAGAUUAGAAUAGGAAAUUUUUCUUUCCUUUGUUGAAUAUAUCUGUAAUUUUUCUACAGUGUAACAUUGAUAUUUUCAUUAAAUCAAUUCUUUUAUCAUUAUUCUAA
This is a messenger RNA of Nicotiana attenuata, 2359 nucleotides long. RefSeq names its product glycosyltransferase family 92 protein RCOM_0530710. Lineage: Eukaryota; Viridiplantae; Streptophyta; Magnoliopsida; Solanales; Solanaceae. The record is from RefSeq and is a predicted model, not a curated record. The transcript has a single exon. Bases 206 to 2041 code for a protein of 611 amino acids.